Fukomys damarensis (Damara mole-rat) is the source of this 838-nucleotide messenger RNA. RefSeq lists its product as uncharacterized. Lineage: Eukaryota; Metazoa; Chordata; Mammalia; Rodentia; Bathyergidae. The transcript has 6 exons. The record is from RefSeq and is a predicted model, not a curated record. Bases 101 to 838 code for a protein of 245 amino acids.
GUCUUUGGCUUUAGAGGUCCCCAAAAUAUGGGCGGCACCUCCCUGCUUCCAUUGGGCAGGCAGAGGCAAUGGGAGAAACUGGAGCAGCCAUUUCUGAAUCAUGAGUUCAAAGUUCCAUACUGAGGAAGACACACAAUCAUCUUUCUUUUCACCAUGCCUGGUCCACCUUCUUGGUUACUGUCAGAAAGUCACUCAAUCCACCACAGAUACCGACAGCAGCAGUGAGGUGGUCCCGCAACCAGGAACAGUGUUUGGGCCACGUGAAAUCUUUUUGGGGGUCCAACCUGGGAAGGAAAGCCCAUUCACAGGGUGUGUGUACGUGUGUGCCCGUCCAUCUCUGAAGUCUUGUUUCAGAGCCCAGCUUGAGGUUCUGGGCGCUAGAGGGCCAGGAGGCGGCAGUAGAAGCGGGCGGACCGGUGCGCUGGCCUUGGUGCUGAAGGUGGAGGCUGUGCCUCUGGAGCGACCUCGGUCAACCCCGGACCAUCUGCAGAGGAAAUUUCCCCAGCCUCUCUGGCCACCUGCCCUGGGUGAAUCUCUCCCGCUCCUCCCCUCCCCUCUCCAAGUGAGAAAUACCUGCCGAAGCGUUCUGCCCGGACGACGGCCUUUCUCUCUGGGAACAUUCUGCUUUUCUACCCCCUCCUUAAUUCAACACCAUAAACCCACAGAACUGAAAGACACUCAGAAGCAACAGUUUGGCAAAAGACAGGCAGAGUUUAACUGUGAACGUGGACUACACCCAUGCUGUUACACACGGCAAAGCUCGUUCACUGCACGGUACGAACACACCGCCGUCUCAGAAGUUUCCGGUCUGGCUGGCAGUGAAUACUCCAGGGCGUGA